AUGCAAUUCCUCGCCGCCUUGACCUUCCUCGCUACCGCCACCGUUGCGGUCGCCCUGCCCGGCAUCAACAUGGCCCAGGCGUCUUGCCAAUCCGGCGCGAAAUCCUGCACCAACCUCACCAUCGCCGACGCCCACGGCAGCACCUGCUGCGCUCCUCUCGUCUGCGAUGAAGCCAGCUUCUGCCGCCUUCCGUACUACUAA
Aspergillus chevalieri is the source of this 201-nucleotide messenger RNA. RefSeq lists its product as uncharacterized. The coding region runs from base 1 to 201 and encodes 66 amino acids. The record is from RefSeq and is a predicted model, not a curated record. The transcript is spliced from 3 exons. NCBI's taxonomy places the organism in Eukaryota, Fungi, Ascomycota, Eurotiomycetes, Eurotiales, Aspergillaceae.